UAAUGUAAAAUUUGCAUCUCCCCACUUCACAACUCUAUUAUGAGAUCUGUGCACUAUCCAGAAAUAAGCGAAUUAAUGAUAUUGAAAGAAGAGCCCUUAAAAAAGUAAUUCUUAUUCAUAUUCUAUAGCUUGUAAUUUUGGAUGAUAAGUAUAUUUUUGAGCUUAUCGAUGACUACAAUCAAAAAAGAAUAACAGAGACCAAGUUGUAGGAUUAACUUAUUCUUCUCUCCAAAGAUGUCGAUAUGAAAUGUAAUCUAUUCAACAACUUCUAGCUGAUACAAAUGAUGAAUGUUAACAAGUACUUGAUUACCAAUUCAACCAUGCAGAAGCAAAAAAAGUUAUAGACUUUAUUUAACAAAAUCCAUAAAUCCCAGAAGAAAUAGCUUCUCCCUUAGGUGCAUAAUUGUGGAAAAAAAGAAGAGCUGAAAGAUAAAGUAGAAAAGGAAAGUGAC
Messenger RNA from Paramecium pentaurelia, 452 nucleotides. The record is from the annotation of a GenBank genome assembly. Lineage: Eukaryota; Ciliophora; Oligohymenophorea; Peniculida; Parameciidae.